AUGAGUCAACUCGGUGUAGAUAAGGAGAGGAGGAGGAGGAGUUUCAAAGAACGGCUGGGAUUCAAAGUCAUGGGGUGUUGUUGUGGGUCCAACUGGGGAUUCGGGUCAACGACCAUGAACCUCAGAGACGAAGAUGAACUUGAAACGGAAGAACAAGUUCGUAAUCCGGAUCCAGGUUGCGUCAACCCGGCUCUGGUUUCGUCGGGCAUGAACCUAGCGGCGGCUUUAGCAGCGGAGCGACAUUUCCGGGCAUCGCAUGAACCGCAAGGAUCGCCGGGGACGCCACUGAGGGUGUCGUUGAUGAGGCUGUUGGAGGAGGCAGAGGAGGAGGAGAAAGAGAAGGAGAAAGGGAGGAGCGUGGAAAUAGGGAGUGAUUCGACAUGCUGCGUGUGCAUGGGGAGGAAGAAAGGUGUAGCGUUUAUCCCAUGUGGACACACUUUUUACAGGGUUUGUUCGAGGGAAUUGUGGUGGAAUCGAGGGUCUUGUCCCCUCUGCAACCGUUCGAUCCUCGAGAUUCUUGACAUUUUCUGA
This is a messenger RNA of Hibiscus syriacus, 531 nucleotides long. RefSeq lists its product as uncharacterized. The coding region runs from base 1 to 531 and encodes 176 amino acids. NCBI's taxonomy places the organism in Eukaryota, Viridiplantae, Streptophyta, Magnoliopsida, Malvales, Malvaceae. The transcript has a single exon. The record is from RefSeq and is a predicted model, not a curated record.